Messenger RNA from Parastagonospora nodorum SN15, 105 nucleotides. RefSeq lists its product as hypothetical. NCBI's taxonomy places the organism in Eukaryota, Fungi, Ascomycota, Dothideomycetes, Pleosporales, Phaeosphaeriaceae. Bases 1 to 105 code for a protein of 34 amino acids. The record is from RefSeq and is a predicted model, not a curated record. The transcript is spliced from 2 exons.
AUGUCCGUGGAGCACGAAAUGCUCGCUAAGAGUCGCAUGGCUGAUUGGUCGGGCAUUACUAUUUCUUACGAGCUUCUACUCCUCCAAUACGGAUGGGGUGUAUGA